GCCGUGCCCGCACCCAACGCAACCCAAUCCCCUCGUCCCGCACGCCGUGCACACUCCGAUCCCCUCAUCCCGCACGAAUCCUAGGAGAGAGAGAUAGGAAGAUGAGAGGGAGAGAAAGGGGAGAGGAGAGGAGAGGGAGGUCCAGUAGCGGACGGGAGAGGGUGACCGGCCGGCGUCGGCCUACACCGGCGAGGCGUCGUCCUGCGCCCCUCCUCGCGCAAGAACCCUAGCUUGAGAGACAAAAUGAGGGGGAGAGAGAGAAGGAAGGAGAGGAGGGAGAAAAAGAGAGGAAAGAGGAAAGGAAGGUGCGGAGGCUGACAGGAGAGAGGGUCAUCGGCCGGCGCCGGAGAGGACGGGCCCGACCUGGACGCGACUUAUUUCCCUAAAUCAUGCCUUUUGUGUCGCAGUCUGAUUUCAAUCGAUUCAUCUCCUUCCUCACGCCUCGGAGCACGCUGCAGCCUGCAGUCGGAGUGGCAGCUAGGGUUGAGGCGGAGGGUGGAGCUCCGCCAAAGAUCCGACCCCCUCGCACGCGGCACAACCAAACCCUAACCGCCUGAUCCCAAUGCGCAGGGGCCUCGGCAGCGAAGCGUUGGUGCACCGGCACCGUGCACAGGCGCAGCUGUGGGUCGCGGUCGCGGUGCUGGUUACUGGCACCAUCUGGCUCUGGUCCUCUUCCUCCGUUGUCCUCUUCGGCACCCACAGGGUCCAGGAUUUUGUUGUAGAUCAGUUGUGGAGAACUGCAGAUUCAAAUGGUUGGAGAGCAUCUUCUGCACCACGCACCUAUUGGCCUCCCCCACCAACUGAAUCCGAGAGCAAUGGGUACUUGCGUGUCCGGUGCAAUGGUGGCUUGUCCCAACAACGAAGUGCAAUAUGUAAUGCUGGCGCUCUACCCAUGGAUUCCGGCAUUAGCUUGAAACGCUCAAGACAAAUUAGGUCUCGGCCAAUGUUGGAGAAGACGGAGUACAGGGAUGAGCCGCUCGAGCACGGUUUGAUGGGAUGUUCGCGCGCAAGAUGCAGAAGUUCGCCAGAAGGAAGAAGAGCUGGGUGUCGAGGAGGAGAAGGUGGUAUGCGAGGUGCUUGCAGGCCCAGCAGCAGGAGGCCGUCCUUGAGGUGCUCCUCUGGAUGGUCCAUUCCGGUGCUGGGCCUACGUGUUCAAUGCUGCCCUCACCAUCCCCUUCUUCCAUUGGCUCAUCGGGCCGUCAGAGUUCAGAAAUCUAAUACUCCGCACUGCCUCCCGUCCAUUUUCAGAUAUAUAUAUUUAUAUAAGGUUUAUCAUCACCCCAUGGAUCAUGUGUUGUUGAUCGACCAGGUUAUUGAGGUGGAGGUCAACGGGGUGAGGCAGAGAAGUGGAGUGCUCAUAAAGAAACGAAGCUGCUGCCUGGGCUCGCUGCUGCCACCGCCUCCAGUCGCUUCCGCCUAGGCAUCCCGUCGCUAGCAAGGCAUUUCUUUCAUAUAGUGGAUAUACAAAAUAAACUGUAUGAUCUGGACUGUAGGAGCAACUGUUGUUAUUGGGACUGGUGCUUGUGUAGUUAUUGCAGCUGUUCUUGAGGGCCGAGCUGAACAUAUUUGAAAAAGGAUAUUCUGACACCUAAUAAGGAUCAAGAAAACAACAGAGAUGCUAAGAGGCAACCUUUUGGGGUUAAGGAUAUAAACAACAACAGGGCUUAUGAGACCGAAGAGAGCUCAAGUGGUGUCUUUUGAUUCUUGAAGGCCUCCACUUUCCUGGUGGAGUAGCAACAAAAUAAUUCAGAGGCUUUAAAGCUAAUGCACUUCACGUAGUUAGGAUCAAUUCUUUGUUUUGGUUUGAAAUACUCCCCAGUUCCUCCUAUUUGAUUGAUUCAUCUGAUGGACAUUUUGUCAGGCAAAUAUUAGGCAAAGGAUAUGUAUCUUUUUUUAAUAUAGAAGGGUCUAAUUCUUAUCGUGUGUACUUGCUCAAACAAAAGAUUAUUGAAAAUAUGUAUAUUUUCAACCCGAUGUGGUUUUGAAUUA
Molecule: messenger RNA, 1989 nt
Organism: Triticum dicoccoides
Lineage: Eukaryota; Viridiplantae; Streptophyta; Magnoliopsida; Poales; Poaceae
Product: rhamnogalacturonan I rhamnosyltransferase 1-like
Exons: 9
Coding region: 563-1420 (285 amino acids)
Cellular component (GO): endosome; trans-Golgi network; cytoplasm
Source: RefSeq, a predicted model, not a curated record